Molecule: messenger RNA, 3106 nt
Organism: Salpingoeca rosetta
Lineage: Eukaryota; Choanoflagellata; Craspedida; Salpingoecidae
Product: TKL protein kinase
Exons: 11
Coding region: 1-2568 (855 amino acids)
Biological process (GO): protein phosphorylation
Molecular function (GO): protein kinase activity; ATP binding
Source: RefSeq, a predicted model, not a curated record
AUGCGCGUGAUCAGCAACGACUACAUCGACGCCCUUGCUGUCGCGAUCAAGACCAACCAAUGCGUGAAGACACUCGACUUCACCCGGUUCCCCAUGACUGCUGACCGCGCCGCCGCCAUCGCCAAUGCUCUCGAUCCACAGCGCAGCAUCGCCGUCAAGUUCCGAGACCGUGAUCAAGACGCCAAACUCGCCUUUGAGAAACGAAUUAGCAAGCGCCGUCAGCAGAGCACACCGCAACCUGACCAUCAUCACAAGCAUGACCAGCACGCGCAAGUGGCUGCUCCUCCCAAACCAGGGUCAUCGUCGCAGCUCUCGCACCACGCCCAGGCUGAAAUUUCUGCACUCAAGAAGAAGCUACAAGAGACCGGUGAGGCCAAGGCUCGACUCGCCACGGUGCGGCAGGACAAUGCGGCUGUGAAACAGGAGAACAUCGCUCUGCAGCAAGACAAGGAUGGCCUUCAGCAGCAACUCUCAAGUGUGCAACAGCAGCUCACCUCCACGACGUCUUCCCUCAACGAUGCUGGUGCUCGCAACGCUGAGCUAGAGCAGCAGGUGGCAGCGCUGAACGAAUCACUGGGCGAGACCGAGGACAUUGUCAAGCAAUUCCAAUCGCGCAUGGAGAAGUUGACCAAGGAGAACGCCUUCUUGAAGAAGCGCGUGGAGCUCAAGGAUGACUGGGAAGACAAGCUCGAGAGCGUGUUGAACCUGAACAUCCCAUCGUCCCGCUUCACCAACAAGAUUCCCAUCUUCGACAUCAACAACAAGCCCGUUGGUGGUUCGUUUGGUUCCCUGUUCAAGGCGGAGCUGGCGGGCCAGCCGGUUGCUCUCAAGCAGAUGCUUGUGGCCGAGCGCCCUCGUCUCUCAGAAAUCAUCGCAUGCGUUGCUGGGUCUGAGGACGUUCCAGACCACUUGAAGCAGCUGCGACGCGAGGCGCUCAUCCUGCUCUCCCUCCGCCAUCCCAACAUUGUGCACUUCCUUGGUCUCACUCACGAUGAGCAAAGCCACACGCUGGCCUUUGUGCUGAGCUGGGCCGAGAAUGGCUCUCUCUAUGAUGUCUUGCACGUGAAGAAGCAGCCGCUUGACGAGCCAACUUGUCUUCGCGUUGUAUUUGAGGUGGCCUGUGCCAUGGCGUUCCUGCACGCCCACAACGUCGUGCACCGCGACCUCAAAUCGCCCAACGUGCUGCUGGACGCAUCGCUCUCCGCGAAGUCAGCAGACAAGUCCGUGCUGACACAUGGAGGUGGCACACCGCUGUGGGCGUCACCCGAGCAGCUGCUUGGACAGGAGCUUCGUAUGGACACGGAUGUGUUCUCCUUCGCCGUUCUCCUGUGGGAGCUGUUCCUGAACAUCAAGCCAUGGCAUCACGGCAAAUACGCUGCACUGGGUGGCGCGUCAUCCAUUGUCAUUUCUAAGGCGUAUGAGGAGGGCCGGUAUCUCCCGCUUGACGUUGAGGUUGAUGGUCGCAGGCUGAGCCAUGCGGUGCAGCAGGUGCUUGGCCAGUGCUUUGACGUCAGCGGCAACCGACCUUCCUUUGUUCAGCUGCAAGGCACGCUGGGUGGGCAGUACACAGCCACCAAAGAACAGCAUGCAGUCGAUAUGGAACAGCAACACGAGCAGCUACAUGGUCCUGCCAAUGCCGCGUGGAAGUGGCAGCAGGACGUCCUCGAACCACUGCAGUCCUUCACGGUGACUCAUCCAACACGCGCGUCAGUGCGCAUCGCUACUGUUGGCGCCGCACACGACACGGCCACCGCCAUCGUCAAACAGAUGAUCACGGAAGCUGGCGGCUGCUCCGGUGAUGAGGCAACAGCAGCUCCUCUGCAGCCCUUUGGCAAGACCGUUGCUGGUGUCGCUGUUGUGCAGUGCAGCCAGAAGAAUGCUGCCUUCAACGGCGCAGUGCACCGCAACCAGACCCGUUAUCUUGGCCACACGAGCAGCGCCAACCACCCGUUCCACCCCAAGUACAAGAUCGAUACGGCAACGGGUGUGCCCACCGAUGCUGAGGAGGCUGCUGUCCUUGCUCGCGUCACCCUCCACCCUGCUGGCGCUUCACCGUACAAGGUGCUGGAUCAGACCAUGAUGCAGCCCGAUGUGCGUCUUCGCCUGCAGCGCGUGUUCCACGGCGUGCCGUCCUUUGCCGUGGCCAUGAGCAUCCUGGGUGGCGAUUUCGCACAGCUGCAGAAGACUGACAACGGCUGGUACGGUGCUGGCUUCUACUUCACGCCAGACCUCGACUAUGCUCUCGAGUACAGCGACGCGUGCCGUGACGUGCCGGCUGAACUGAAGAAGAUGAAAUUGCCUGCAGGCAAGCAGUUCCGCGUCGUGCUUGUGUGUGACGUGCAGUAUGGCAACCCAUACCCGGUCCGCGACGCUGCCACCUUCAACGGCAAGCCACUCGUUGGUGCACACGACGCCCAUGUUGCCGUGGUCGACUUCAGCACCGGCAGCGUCGUGGAUGCCAAGCCCAUCAAGUCGUCCCAGUGGGCCAGCAAGCGCACCGCCGCCGAGGUUGUGAUCAACGACCCAUCAUGCGUCCUCGUGCGCGGCAUCCUCGUGUUUGAGGCCUGAACGCAGCCGUAGGGGAGCAUCACCCACACCCCAGCAGCACCUUCGUUGGUGUGGUACAUCCUGCAACUUCCUCCUUCCCUUUCGCUCACCUGUUAUCCCAUGUUGCGUUCCUGUCUUCGUUCCCUUGCGUGUCAUCACAGUCACUGACCUACGCCAACCCCAGCAUGCAUUUGUGUUACAUUACGUGCGUCCCACGCUCUUUUCCAUUCACCACUUUCAUCCAUUCAUUGGUUUGCGUUUGUGCGUUGACACUCACGUCCUUGAACGCGUUCUUUACCUGCCCUGCAUUUGCCUUCUCCUCUUCCGUUCUUUCGUUCUCCUACACGGCCCUGCCAUUUGCUUGCUGUUCCAAGCAUUUCCGUUUCCGGCGAUCAUGAACUCGUUCUUGCGUUCCUACAAGUGCACCCCCGUUCACUUCCACCUCUGCCAGCGCCGUUACGUUCCUUCAACCCUCCACACACGUUGUUCGUGUCCACCACGGACCAGCGCAGUAGUACACCUUCCCCCCACACGUAAACCAGACACCCUUCCUAAAUCC